CAGCUUCCAGUGUUGAUGUGUGGUAUUCUCACAGUAUUUUCGCGUUACUGCAGCCGUAAGCCGACGCAUACUCUUUGUUACAAACAACAAUUCAGUGAAUCUCCAUUCUGGACAACCGAUCUCCAGUUGAAGUGUUCGGCCAGGAUGUAGGUAGAUGUGAUGUCGUCGAACUUCAGUCCUGUUUCACCUCGGGGGCUGGCAGUGAAAAAUGUGAGUGCUGUUACAGGUGCUGAUGUGGGUGCACCAGUUCUUCCACAGUUUCACUGUAGCCCAGGUGGACAAACUCGGUCACAGUUGUCAAGUACUGGUACACAACUGCUCAGUGCAAACAGCCAAGUCAGGUCGCAAAUGCAACAAGUUCCCCAGUCCACGCAACGUCCGACAAGUUCUGAUGCAUGCGCUACAAUCACACAGUAUCUGAUGAUGUAUCAUACGGGGCGAGAUGAGGAGUUCAGUCGCAAAGCCAUUGAAAGUCUGAUUAAGAAACUGAAAGAUAAACAUGAUGAAUUGGAUGCACUGAUCAUCACUGUGACAUCACAUGGGAAAACUUCUCCGAAAUGUAUUACGAUUCAGCGUACUUUGGAUGGACGACUGCAGGUAGCUGGAAGAAAAGGUUUUCCGCACGUCGUUUAUGCGCGUAUUUGGAGAUGGCCUGAUUUACAUAAAAAUGAGCUGAAACAUUUGUCAAUUUGUCAAUGUGCGUUUGACCUAAAGUGUGACCUCGUUUGCGUUAAUCCAUACCACUAUGAACGUGUUGUUCCGCCAGGUAUAGGUGCGAUUGAUUUGUCAAAUUUAAAGAUUGAACAUCGCUCCUCAUCACAAGACGAUUCAAACACACUAUCUCCAGGAAGUGCAGGAACUAGCGAUGAUUUAUCAAAGAACUCAGCGCUUAAUGAGAAUGACGGUUGGACUGCAAAGACACUUGCAUAUGCGUCAACACUGCGUACUUCCAAUGUUGUCAAAACAGAGACGAGGAAAUUGUCUGGUGAUGAGCAGGAUCUAUUAAGCGGCUCCAGUGUAUGUAUGGCAUCGAAUCAGUCUACUUGGAAUAACAGUGAGCAAAACGCAGUUGCUGCAGCGGUUACAAUCCCAUCACAGAUUCCAGCAGUGGUAAAUCCAAUUCCAUUUUCAUCUAGUUCCAUGCAGCCGCAAAAUACGUUUCCAACUCAGUCUAUCACUGUGGCGUUAAAUCCAUCGUUACAAGUAUCUCCCUCAUCAGCAUUCAGUAACUCGCAAGAAGUUCAGCAUCACAUAGAAUCUAGAGUUCGUGACAAAACGGAACCUACAUCGCUAAGUCCACAUCCGGCAAAUUGGUGCGUCAUUUCUUAUUAUGAGUUCAAUACAAAAGUUGGUGAAACAUUUGCUGUAAGUGCACCUGCGGUCUACAUUGAUGGAGGAGUUGACCCAUCUGCUCCCGGUCGUUUUUGUUUAGGAUCUCUUUCCAACGUUCAGCGUACUGAUGAGAGUGAACGAUGCAGGAAGCACAUUGGUCGCGGGAUUCGAUUGGACGUGAAAGGAGAGGGUGAUGUUUGGUUGACAUGCUUGUCGGAUCGACCAGUUUUUGUUCAAAGUUCGUAUCUCGAUCGUGAAGCCGGACGAGUUCCGGGCGAUGCUGUACACAAGAUUUAUUCUCAAGCAACAUUAAAAGUUUUUGACUUACGGCAGUGUUACCACCAGCUGCGACAGCAGAAUAUGUAUCAGUUGAUAGCGGCGGAAAUACUGAAUAACUCGUCCGACAAUUCAAGAAAUCCAUUGUUUGGAAUGGACAGAAAGUCGGCAGAACUUGCCGGCCGUUUAAAUCAGGCUGCAAAUGUCGGUGUCGACGAAUUACGCAACUUGUGCUCUCUGGCAGUAUCCUUUGUCAAAGGAUGGGGACCAGAUUAUGAUCGUAAAUCAAUCAAGGAAACACCAUGUUGGAUAGAGGUCCAAAUAAACAGGGCUCUUCAACUGCUUGAUGAAGUCCUUCAUAAUCCAACUUUAAAUAAUUUUUCUUCAUCUCAAAUGUAAUUAAUAUAUUAAUAUGUGUUAUUAAUGUAAUGUGGUGUUAUCAAUAAGCUAUUGCUGCCCCAUCUGUUCGUUCGUCAACGAAA
Molecule: messenger RNA, 2090 nt
Organism: Loa loa (African eye worm)
Lineage: Eukaryota; Metazoa; Nematoda; Chromadorea; Rhabditida; Onchocercidae
Product: MH2 domain-containing protein
Exons: 13
Coding region: 160-2007 (615 amino acids)
Biological process (GO): cell differentiation; SMAD protein signal transduction; BMP signaling pathway
Cellular component (GO): heteromeric SMAD protein complex
Molecular function (GO): DNA-binding transcription factor activity, RNA polymerase II-specific; RNA polymerase II cis-regulatory region sequence-specific DNA binding; I-SMAD binding
Source: RefSeq, a predicted model, not a curated record